AUGACUACCCUGUUCUGGCUAAUCAUCAUUGUGGCUUUGGUUGGGGUUGCAGGAAAUGAAGUUGUGAUCUGGCUUCUGGGGCUCCGAAUACACAGAAAUGCUAUCUCAGUCUCCAUCCUCAACCUGCCUGCAGCUGACAUCAUCGUCCUCUUCAACUACAUUGUUGUCCUACUGAUGCAGAAGAAACACCAGACCCCCAAGUUAGUUCUCCAGAGAGCUCUGGAGGAUGCUCCUGAGGAGGAUGGACAUGGAGGCAGCCUUGAUCAGGAGAACCUGGAGACAUCAGGCAGCAGAGGGGAGCAGGGACGAAGAGCCUGUGCCUGGGCAUCAGAUGUGGCUUUGCAGACCACCAGCGUGAGCUUCUUGGGCAAGAACACAGCCACAGCAACUUUGAGUUCAGAUGUCAACAGAACAAAUGGAAAUUCCUACGACUUCUUUGAAACCUGUCCAGUGGCAAUGAUCCUGUCCUGGCUGAUUCUCAUCAUGGCUGGGGUUGGGGCAACAGGAAAUGCAGUUGUGGUCUGGCUUCUUGGAUUCCGCAUGUGCAGAAAUGCCAUCUCAGUCUACGUCCUCAACUUGGCUGUAGCUGACUUCAUCAUCCUCAACAGCUACUUUAUUCUCCUAGUCUUGGAAAUGAGCUUACGUUUCUUCAAUGUCAUUAUCUUGCAUGUUUCCGUCUAUAUAAUAUUGUGCUCCUAUAUCACUGGCCUGAGCAUGCUCAGUGGCAUCAGCAUGGAGCGCUGCUUGUCAGUCCUGUGUCCAAUUUGGUACCGCUGUCAUAGACCAAGAUACAUGUCAGCCGUCAUCUGUGGGAUUCUCUGGAUCCUGUCUUUGCUCAUCACCACUUUUAAUGUGUACAUUUGUUUUAUACACUCUGCCAACCCCAUCAUUUACUUCCUCAUUGGCUCCUUCAGGCAGCGGAGACACAACACCCUCAAACUGGUUCUCCAGAGGGCUCUGCAGGACACUGCUGAGGAUGGAUAUGGAGACAGCCUCCCUCGGGAGACCCUGGAGGUGUCAGGAAGCACAAUGGAGCAGGGGUGA
Nannospalax galili (Upper Galilee mountains blind mole rat) is the source of this 1044-nucleotide messenger RNA. Its product is annotated as mas-related G-protein coupled receptor member X1-like. Lineage: Eukaryota; Metazoa; Chordata; Mammalia; Rodentia; Spalacidae. The transcript is spliced from 4 exons. Gene Ontology annotation, molecular function: G protein-coupled receptor activity. The record is from RefSeq and is a predicted model, not a curated record. Gene Ontology annotation, biological process: G protein-coupled receptor signaling pathway. Bases 1 to 1044 code for a protein of 347 amino acids. Gene Ontology annotation, cellular component: membrane.